AUGGCCUUUUCUUUGCAAACACAAGUGUUGGUUGACGGACAAUGGGUUACCAGGACUAUUGACACCCAUACACUGCUUCAACGCCAGAAUCGAAUGGAUGAUACGGCUGUUGAAAAUACCAUGGAAACGAUACGUCCUCCAGUCCGUGGUGUAUUAACGCAAACCAUUGUUCCAAGCCCGCUAGUACAUUGGAUCCUCCCCAUCAGACUUCGAGGUCAGGAGUAUAAUGACGUAGCAUUUAUUGGCGAUACAUUCGUUGAGAUUAGACGACUUGGGAUUGGCCCCCAUCUCUUUGAAGUUAUCCGGAAAGACGACUUCGGGUCCAGAAUUCGCAAUGCAAGCGUCCUUGGAUCGCUCGAGGACUAUGAAAAGGACCAAGUUCGUAUCAAAGAGGAGUCCGAAGAUGUUGAUAUGAUCAACUCCUCAGCGGCGGGGGACAGUCCGCCAUCUCCCAGUGUAUUCCUACCGCCUCAAAUUCUGGUUUUACAACUUGAGGAGGACACGUCUGGUGAUUGCGUCUUCUUGAUGCUACAUCAGUCAAAUGACGGAUCCUGGAAAUUCAUCUCUAGUAGACGACGGUUAUCCAAGGCCAUGAAUAAGCUUCAACCUGGAACGCAUCUGUCUAUUGACCCCAGUUCAAGAUAUAUGGCCGUAGGUGGUUCUGAGCAAUGCUUUACAAUCCAGGCUUUCAAUACGAGAACGGAGCUGAAUCGCCAAUGUGCCAAUGGAGAAGAACUGCGAUUUAUAGAGUCUGAGAAAAUCGUCUUUUGUACAGGUGCUAUAUUGAAACUGGUUUUCCUCCACCCCCCAGCGGGAUCUGAUGAUGAUAUCAUCCUGCUCUUGAUAGCCACCACGAAUGGCAAACCAAGAAUGCGACUAUAUUCAUGGAGAGCUGGAGAUCCCUUGUCAACCGUUAGAACCCGAAAUCCUAGUAAGAAAGGUCAUACAUUGCACGAUAUUCCCCUACUAGUAAUACCAUUGCGCUUUCAAACAGCAUUCAUUCUAGUAAAUAAGCAUUCGAUGACGGUGUACAAAGGAAUUUUGGAAGGUGCACCUGAAUCCAUAUCAAUUGACCACACUCCGAAGCCCCCUCUCAAGCUUUAUCAAGGCUCGGAUACACCUUUAUGGACAGCCUGGGCCAAGCCAACUCGUUUGCCUUAUCACAUAGCGGAACAUGAUGAUAUAUAUCUCGCUCGAGAGGAUGGAUGGAUCUGCCUAUUGGCGAUCAGCCUUGAAAACGGUGAUCCUGAUUUCACUACGUUACUAACCGACGUUGGAGAGAUGCAAUGCAACAUUGGGCAAGCCUUUGCAUGUGCAGACUGUACGCUUUCUUCGGAUCCUGAACUUCAGGGUGAUGAUGUACUUGUCUCUGGUGGUGAAGCUAGCAUGGGAGGAACCUAUUUAAUCGCAGCACGAGAACAGCCCAAUGUUAAAAAGGACACACAAAAUUGGACGCCGGCUAUGGAUCUUGUGGCGAGCUUUGUUCCCAUACCAGAUUCGAUAUUUGUUUGCAGUGGAAAAGGAGAAUCGUCUUCCAUAACGGAGUUAAGAUAUGGGAUUGAAGCUAUUCUUGGUUUGGAUCUUGAGUUUCAUUCUACGGUUACAAAAGCAUGGAUUUUACCUUCGGAGGUAUACUCUGGCUUAGUUGGUGGUGAUGAUUGGAUACUGCUUUCACUCGAUGAUCGAUCAGCCGUCUUACAGGUUUCUCUAGACCGUACAAAUGCCGAGGAACUUGACCCAAGUCUCACCCAAUUAGAUUUGACUAGUCGGACUAUUGUUACCGACGUCAGUGGAAAUCGCGCGAUACAAGUAACAGAACAAUCCAUUAUUAUUCUUGACUCGGGUCGUUGCACCACGAUAGAUGGUUCGGAUAUGAUGGGAUUCCCUCAAGCCUCAUCUAUUUCAUCAUCAUUCAUCAAUGAUGCUGUUACCUCCAAUGGAAAGGUAUUAUUUACCACCUAUCACAAAGAGCAGCGUCUGCUUCGUGCACUUGAUGCCGUCUUCGAUAAUAGCGCAUGGCCGCCUACGAUCUUGUGUGCCCCUAAAACAAUAAGUAGCUGGACAAGAGAUGGCGGAGAAGUAACAUGUAUUGCAAAGUCUGUGGACCCGCAAUAUCAGCAGGAUCUUGUUAUUGCUGGGAAAAGAAAGGAUGCAGAAAUUUUCUUGUUAUUCAUUACGCGAGAAGAAUUUCAUUUGCGUGUACCUACCGUUUACGAAGGAUGUAGCUAUGACCUUCGAGCACUGGGCAGUAUCAUUGUUAUGCCCUCACAAACUCCCUUUAACUUCACAGUGUUGUGUGGAACACUCACUGGUCUAGUUAUUUCUUUGGAAAUUGUUCAAAGCGGACGGAAUUUCUAUAUUCACCGAUCGCGCUGUGAUAGAUUUGGAGGCAGUGUGGCAACAUUGACAAAUGGAGAUCAAGCUGGAGAUUCUAAGUGCUUGUUCGUAAAUUGUGACGAAAAUAUCUUCAAAAUAUCUCCAUAUUUUUCGAGCACUCGCGGAAGAGCUCCGAGAAAAAAGACAACGAGAAUGAAUAUGAAAGCAGAUCAAAUUUGGCUGGUAGAUGAACUGAAUACUACCCUACAACAGCCAAACAUCAACUCCAUAUUGCCCCUCACGUCUGAAUCAUCAGCUGAUACCGAUCUCCUCCUGAUAUCACACAAUCGACUUCUCUUUGCAAGAAUGGGGAUGAAACGGAAAACAGUUCCUCGCCGCAUCCCCAUUAGAGGAACUCCAUAUCGAAUCAUUCAUUCAGAUUCUCGCAAUGCUUUUGUUGUGGGUGCUUGUAUAGAUGGCAGAAGCACACUCUACUUUGUAGAUCCCAAGAGUGGCGAGAAUUUGUCUGAUCCAAGAGAUGGAAAGCGUGGCGCGCAAGUAAACUUUGUUGCUGGAUUGGGUCGCUUUGAUGACAAGAUUCUUUGCAUUUAUGAGUGGUUAUACUCUCAUGAUCCUUACACUUGGAACUUUCUCGUCGUUUGUACCAGUGGAGGCAGGGUCUUGGUUAUUUCCACUAACAGUGAUGAUUCCUCCGUUGCAUCAUCUGGUAGAAGCAAGAUAUGCUUUUGGACAGUGACUCAGUUUAAACACUUCACUUCUGUUUAUUCAGUUGUUGGAGACUCAGAAGGAUUGUACUACUGUGCCCGAAAAGACAAUGAAGUUAAAUUAUACUACAGUAUGCUGAACAAGGAAGAUAAGAAGUUUGAGCAAUUCCCGGCAGAAGCCAAGCUCCUAUCGCCAGCAAUCUCACUAUCUUACGAUUCUGGAAAGAUAUAUGCUCUCACCAGACAUCAUUCCCUCCAGAUCCUGGAGGUGAUCAAAACUAAUGGAUCAGUCCAUCUUCGUCAUACACAUACUGAUCAGUUUCAACAUGAAUCUCUGCACCAUUUAAUAGGUAGACCAAAUAUAUUCGGAGGACUCGAUAAAAGUCGCAUUAAUCUGGUGUCGGACAGGUCGAAGUCUGUCGUUGGUUUGUGUGCUAGUUCAGGCAUGAAAGUUGAUACACUAGACACCAUAUUCGAAGCACAACUACCAGCUUCUGUAAUCCGAUUUCGAUCUGCGAAUUGUCGCCCAGUCUGGGAUUCAAGCUGGAAGGUUCACAAAGCCGAGGAUGUUGUUGUGGACCCCACCGGUCUUCGCAGUCUUGGUGCUAUUCACAAUGACGAGAUGGACUCAGAGACUCUAGGGUUGGGGAUUGAUGGGUCCCUAUACCAUUUCACCAUACUAGAUAUUCGAGCAUGGCAAUUCCUCAAGUUUGUAGCCAAUCUUGCAAGGAGUUCGGGUCUAGUUGGUGGACGCCCGUGGGAGGGAUUAACCGAAUUAGAACCGAAACAGGAAUCUAAACAUAUGCAAGUUGAUGGCGAUAUUCUAAGGAGACUUAUAGAGAACGAAAAACUUGAGGACUUGUUCAGAAUCGGCCAGGAUCAAACGGACGAAAAUAAGAGGGAAUUCAAAACUUUUUGUAUGCUCCUCGAGAUGAUGCAUGAAGGAAAACUGGAGACUAGUGAUGACCCAUUUGUUUAUAUAGAGCAGGCUUAUGAUGACUUGGAGGCAUUUUUGAGGCCAGUCAUGUGA
Messenger RNA from Sclerotinia sclerotiorum 1980 UF-70, 4071 nucleotides. RefSeq lists its product as hypothetical. Gene Ontology annotation, molecular function: U2 snRNA binding; protein binding. Gene Ontology annotation, cellular component: U2 snRNP; nucleus. The record is from RefSeq and is a predicted model, not a curated record. Gene Ontology annotation, biological process: mRNA splicing, via spliceosome. Bases 1 to 4071 code for a protein of 1356 amino acids. Lineage: Eukaryota; Fungi; Ascomycota; Leotiomycetes; Helotiales; Sclerotiniaceae. The transcript is spliced from 5 exons.